AUGGGGAGAGGGCGUGUCUUGCGGCGGGCCAGCUCUAGCGAGCCGGUCUGGCCCGGCAGGGCCGCGCAACCGCAACAAGCCCAGGAGGCGUCCGUGCGCCAGACGAGGGCCGCAGCGGCGAGGAAGGUGGUGAAGGUUGCAGUGGCGAAGAAGAAGGCGACUGCUUCUUCUUCGUCCAAGCGUCCUUCCUCGGUGGACCCAGAGGACAUCGACACUGUCAUCGAGGAGGUCGCCAGGGAAGCCAAGGCCGAGGCUGACAAGAUCACCGCCGAGGAGACCGCCAAGGCCGCUGCUGAGGAUGCCACCAAGGGGCCUGCUGGGGAGGCUGGCAAGGUUGCCGCCGAGGAGGGGAUGGUCGACAACCAUCCUUCCUCCUCUGCUGCCUUCGGCUCGGGUAGGUAUCUGAAGGUGAGCGGAGACCUGUUCGUCCACCUCCCCAGGACGGCGAGCACCAGGGCACCCACCGAGAGGGAGGUGUUUGAGGAUGAGGUGCUUGCCGUCGCCGGGCUUGAGGCAAAGUCCAGGAUGGUGGUGGUGGAUAAGGCGGAGGUGGAUCUCGAGGGGCGCGUCGCCGAGGCGCAGGCUUGGUUUCGCCAGGCCCAUGAGGAGCUGAAGGUUGCCCAGGACCUGCUGGCCGAGCGCAAGCUGGAGCUCGUCAUGAAGCAGGCCGACAUCGAGAAGGCCGAGGCGGAGGCGAGGGAACAGGCCGCCAAGGACGAGCUAGAGGGUCUCGAGAGGACGCUCUCGGAGGCCAGGGCCCGGGAGGAGACCCGGGCCAAGAAUCUGGAGAAGGAGAGGCAGCUGCGGAAGAACGACGCCGCCAACCACGCGGAUUUUGUGAAGGGCGAAAACCUCUAG
Messenger RNA from Aegilops tauschii subsp. strangulata, 858 nucleotides. The record is from RefSeq and is a predicted model, not a curated record. NCBI's taxonomy places the organism in Eukaryota, Viridiplantae, Streptophyta, Magnoliopsida, Poales, Poaceae.